Messenger RNA from Suncus etruscus (white-toothed pygmy shrew), 990 nucleotides. It is a transcript of the gene ANGPTL3, whose product is annotated as angiopoietin like 3. Gene Ontology annotation, biological process: triglyceride homeostasis; regulation of lipid metabolic process. The record is from RefSeq and is a predicted model, not a curated record. Bases 58 to 792 code for a protein of 244 amino acids. The transcript is spliced from 3 exons. Lineage: Eukaryota; Metazoa; Chordata; Mammalia; Eulipotyphla; Soricidae.
UCUAGCUUAGAGGAAAAGUUAAUUCGAAAUUCCUUGAAAUCAAAUAAUCUGGGUAAAAUGAACACAAUUAAGAUCUUCUUUGUCAUUAUUCCUCUAGUUAUUUCUUCCAGCAUUGAUCAAGAUUAUUUAUCACUCGAUUCUGUAUCUCCAGAGCCAAAAUCAAGAUUUGCUAUGUUGGACGACGUAAAAAUUUUAGCCAAUGGCCUCCUUCAGUUGGGACAUGGUCUUAAAGACUUUGUUCAUAAAACCAAGGGUCAACUUAAUGACAUAUUUCAAAAACUUAAUAUAUUUGAUCAGUCUUUUUAUGACCUAUCCUUGCAAACGAAUAAAAUCAAAGAAGAAGAAAAGGAACUCAGAAAAACUACAUCCACACUGCAAGUCAAAAAUGAAGAAGUGAAGAAUAUGUCACUUGAACUCAACUCGAAAAUUGAAAAUCUCCUAGAAGAAAAAAUUCUACUGCAAGAAAAAGUGAGAUAUCUGGAGGAACAGUUAACUCACUUAAUCAAAGACCAACCUGAAAUUCAGGAACACCCAGAAGUAACUUCACUUAAAACAUUUGUAGAACAACAAGAUAACAACAUUAAGGACCUUCUCCAUACUGUGGAAGAACAGUACAGACAAUUACACCAACAGCACAGCCAAAUAAAAGAAAUAGAAAAUCAGUUAAGAAGAACAAAUGGAAUUCAAGAAUCCACUGAAAACUCUCUUUCAUCCAAAGCAAGAGCACCGAGAACUACUCCUGCCCUUCACUUGAAUGAAAAAAAAACUGACGAAUAUGAUAAGAUAAUUUGAUGAAGUUCCUCCUUACAAACUAUUAUCACCAAAUCCCUCAACUUUUGGCACUACCAUCAAAACUAAGUAUCCAAAGGGGAGGAGAGCUAGUACAAAGGUGAAGGUACUUGCCACGCAUGUAGCUGGGACCACAUUCAAUCAACAGCACUGCAUGUCAUAUGGUCCCUUGAGCAACCAACAAAACUGAAACCAAUAGCA